AUCGAUCACUUGCUAACUUUUCACGUCAGACGCUUAUUAGUUUUAGAACAAGAUCAACAUGUCUAAGCGCUCCAAUAUGGCUCAGAUGCUCAAUCGGGCGGUGCCGUUCAUGGCUGUCACCUUCAUGCAAAUUGGGUUCGCAGGGAUGUCCUUAAUUUCAAAGUUUGCUCUAAACCAUGGGAUGAGCCCGCAUGUCUUGGUAGUCUAUCGGCAUGCUGUGGCCACUGUUUUUAUAGCUCCUUUUGCCAUUAUCUUUGAUAGGAAUGUAAGGCCAAAGAUGACCUUAUCUAUUUUCACCAAGAUUGUGUUGCUUGGCCUAUUAGAGCCUGUAAUUGACCAGAACCUGUUCUAUACCGGGAUGAAGCUUACAACAGCAACUUUUACAUCUGCCAUGUGCAAUGUUCUUCCUGCUUUUGCUUUCAUAAUGGCUUGGAUUUUCAGGUUUGAGAAGAUUAAUUUGAGAAGCCUGCAUAGCCUGGCAAUGAUAUUGGGGACGAUAGUGACUGUGGGAGGAGCCAUGCUUAUGACUCUAAUUAAUGGACCCAUGUUGAAUUUUCCGUGGACAAGAAGAAAUAUCCAUCAAGAAUCUACAGUUUCCACAGUUCAUCAGGAUCCCAUAAAGGGAGGUAUCAUGCUUGCAGCUGGAUGUUUCUGCUGGUCUUGUUUCAUGAUUCUCCAAGCGAUUACUCUAAAAUCAUACCCUGCUGAGCUGUCCCUAACAACUUGGAUAUGCUUGGUGGGCACGGUUCAAGGAACUGCGGCGGCCCUAGCUUUCGAAUGGAAUAACCCUAUAGCUUGGUCCAUACACUUUGAUUAUAAGCUGUUAGCUGCUGUUUACAGUGGAAUAAUGUGUUCAGGGAUCGCUUAUUACAUUCAGGGAAUGGUAAUGAAGGAAAGAGGACCUGUUUUUGUGACUGCUUUUAGUCCUCUAAGCAUGAUUAUUACAGCCGUUAUGAGCUCCUUCAUAUUAGCUGAGAUCAUGUACUUGGGAAGAGUAAUUGGAGCAAUGGUCAUUGUGAUUGGCCUCUAUAUGGUUCUAUGGGGGAAAAGCAAGGAUCAACUUCCAUCCGAAUUAGAAAAAGAUGAUAAAAGGGAAUUGGCUACAAAUGUUUAACAAAAUCUACAUUAUUCAUAGAGAAGGCACUGAUUUCAGAUAUUUGUGGCUAUUGAUGUCACUAAUUAGAAGUUGAUAUAUUUAUCUGGAGGAGGAAGAGCAAAAUACUAUAAUAACUACUUGCAAUUUGAAUUUUCAAUCUGGAACAAAUUCCAUGCAAAGCCAAAAUUUAAUUAAGUAUAUCGUGAUGGAGAGCAUUCCUGUUAAAUCUUCCAGGCCAAGAUCAAUAUCAAGGUCAAGGUCAGAAUCACCCAGUCCGGCGCGGUCGGGUAGUGCCUGAUUCUCUGGCAAGUCAUCUUCACGGCUUCCUUGGUGUUAGAUGCAAGGAUUUAUUAUGUCCGACUUGUUGAAAAUAUCACUUUUAAGAACCUUAGUUGUCCUUAUUGUGGCCGGUGUGUGGUUUUUAUAUAUAAGGCCUAGUGAUUUUACAUUUAAGGUUGCGUAAUGUUGUCGAGAAUACUUGGGGGGUGCUUUUUGUGCUUGGUCUGUUUCAGGACAUCUUCCCUAAGGUUAUAUCGUCGGAUUUUCUGUUGCUUGGUUGUUU
Malus domestica (apple) is the source of this 1658-nucleotide messenger RNA. RefSeq names its product WAT1-related protein At2g39510-like. Gene Ontology annotation, molecular function: transmembrane transporter activity. The record is from RefSeq and is a predicted model, not a curated record. Gene Ontology annotation, cellular component: plasma membrane. NCBI's taxonomy places the organism in Eukaryota, Viridiplantae, Streptophyta, Magnoliopsida, Rosales, Rosaceae.